CCCGGCCCGCCAUUCGGCUGCGGCCGCCGAGGCGGGCGGAGCUCCGGCGGAUGCCGCUCUCCACAGCGAAAAAAAAGCCCUUUUAAAGGCCCGAAGCGGUGAGAACGGACCCGAAGGCCCGCUAACGCCAUGCUGUCCCGCUUCCGCCUGACCCUACAACGCUGCGUCCACACCAGGGAGAAGGGGAAACCCCUCAUGCUCAACCCUCGUACCAACAAGGGCAUGGCUUUCACGUUGUUGGAGCGGCAGAUGUUGGGCCUCCAAGGCCUCCUCCCCCCCAAAAUCGAGACGCAGGACAUCCAAGCCUUACGCUUCCACAAGAACAUGGCCAAGAUGAGCGACCCCCUCCAGAAGUACAUUUACCUCAUGGGGAUCCAGGAGAGGAACGAGAAGCUCUUCUAUCGGGUCCUCCAGGACGACAUCGAGAGGCUGCUGCCGGUUGUUUACACGCCAACAGUCGGACUCGCCUGUACCCAAUACGGCCACAUCUUCCGGCGGCCCAAGGGUUUGUUUAUCUCCAUCUCGGAUCGGGGUCACAUCAGAUCGGUCGUUAACAACUGGCCGGAGAACGACGUGAAGGCCGUGGUCGUCACCGACGGCGAACGCAUUUUAGGAUUGGGGGACCUCGGAGUUUAUGGGAUGGGGAUCCCCGUGGGGAAACUCUGCCUUUACACCGCCUGCGCCGGGAUCCACCCCCACAAAUGUCUGCCUGUCUGCAUCGACGUCGGCACCGACAACACCAGCCUCUUAAAGGACCCCUUCUACAUGGGGCUGUACCAAAAACGCGACCGCUCGCCGGCCUACGACGACCUCAUCGACGAAUUCAUGGAGGCCAUCACCGACCGGUACGGUCAGAACACCCUGAUCCAAUUUGAGGACUUUGGGAACCACAACGCUUUCCGUUUCCUCCGCAAGUACCGGGAGAAGUACUGUACCUUUAACGACGACAUUCAAGGUACAGCCGCCGUCGCCUUGGCCGGCCUAUUGGCAGCUCAGAAAGCAACGGGGAAACCCAUAGCAGAACACAAAGUGCUGUUCCUCGGGGCCGGAGAGGCGGCUCUGGGCAUCGCCAACCUCAUCGUUAUGGCCAUGGUGGAGAAUGGGGUUCCCGUGGAGGACGCGCGGAGGAGGAUUUGGAUGUAUGACAAACACGGCUUGGUCCGCCAGGGCCGGGAAGAGAAAGUGGACUCCAACCAAGAGCCGUUUGCACACCCAGCUCCGGAUUCCAUCCCGCACAGCUUCGAGGAGGCGGUGACGUUGUUGAAGCCGUCGGCCAUCAUCGGUGUAGCGGGCGCCGGACGCCUCUUCACCCCUUCAGUCCUCCAAAAGAUGGCCGCCAUCAACGACCGCCCCAUCAUCUUCGCCCUCAGCAACCCUACAGCCAAAGCGGAGUGUACAGCCGAAGAGGCCUACACCUUAACCGAGGGUCGCUGCCUCUUCGCCAGCGGGAGCCCUUUCGACGUCGUGACCCUCCCGGAUGGGCGCAGCUUCAAAGCGGGCCAAGGGAACAACGCUUACAUCUUCCCAGGGGUGGCGUUGGCCGUCAUAUUGAGCAGCGUGAGGCACAUCAGCGACCGCGUCUUCCUGGAGGCGGCCAAGGCCCUAUCGGAGCAGCUGAGCCCCCCGGAUUUGGCGCAGGGCCGCCUCUACCCCCCGUUAUCCCACAUCCGGGAGGUGUCCGUCUGCAUCGCCGUCCGGGUGAUGGAGUUUCUCUACGCCAACGGGAUGGCCUUCCAUUACCCGGAACCCCCCGAGAAGGAACCGUACGUCCGUUCCAAAGUGUGGACUUCCCAAUACGAUUCGUUCGUCCCCGACGUUUACCAAUGGCCCCGAAACGCCCCGUCCUAAAAAGGGGGAUCCCCCCCCACCACCCCCCAAAUCCCCUCCCCCCCAUAAAAAGGCCCGGCGAAGCCC
Messenger RNA from Gallus gallus (chicken), 1914 nucleotides. Its product is annotated as NAD-dependent malic enzyme, mitochondrial-like. Gene Ontology annotation, molecular function: NAD binding; malate dehydrogenase (decarboxylating) (NADP+) activity; malate dehydrogenase (decarboxylating) (NAD+) activity. The transcript has 16 exons. The record is from RefSeq and is a predicted model, not a curated record. Gene Ontology annotation, cellular component: mitochondrion. Gene Ontology annotation, biological process: pyruvate metabolic process; malate metabolic process. NCBI's taxonomy places the organism in Eukaryota, Metazoa, Chordata, Aves, Galliformes, Phasianidae. Bases 130 to 1848 code for a protein of 572 amino acids.